CUGCGGCUGGAGGAGCUGAAGCCCUUCGUGCCGCCGGCCUGGAUGACCGAGAAGAUGCAGAAGCACAUGGAGACGCUGCGCCGCGGGGGGGACGCGCCGCCCCCCGAGGGCCCCCCCGAGCCCUGAGCCCCGGCCCCUGCAUCCCAAUAAAAGCCGCUUCGCACUCGCCUCCGCCGCCUCCGGGGAAGGGGGGUCUGGCCCUUUAAGAGCCCGCCGGGACCGGGGCUCCGCCUCACGGGGCGGUGGCCAAUCAGCGGCCGCUCGCCGUUACCGUGGCAUCGCAUCCCCGGCGAGCGCCGAUUGGUCGGGUCGAACCGGGCUGCGCGCUGAUUGGUGGAGAGGACGCACUUUGCGUACAUUCAAACGGGGCGCGGGAGCGGGGCGGGACUGGACGCGGCGAUCGCUGCGAGCAGCGUCCAGCGACGGACCCAGCACCGGGACCCCCAGCACCGGGACCCCCAGCACCGGGACCCCGCCGCUGCGAUCCGGGUCCAGAGCAGCCGCGGGUGGGGAGGGAGCAGAGCGGAGCCCAGGGCGGAGACGCCCGGGAGCGGGACCCGCGUCCAGCGCCCGCGAACCGGCGGGCAGCGGCGGCCGGAGCCGCCAUGGCCUCGCAGAACGCUGACCCCGCCGCCGUGCCCCGCAAGGCGGCUGAGGCGGGGGCCACGGCGGCCCGCGGCUCGGUGGGGAAGAGGCUGCAGCAGGAGCUGAUGGCGCUCAUGAUGUCCGGUGACAAAGGCAUCUCUGCCUUCCCCGAGUCCGACAACCUCUUCAAGUGGAUCGGCACGAUCAACGGCGCCGCAGGCACGGCCUACGAGGAGCUGCGGUACAAGCUGUCGCUGGAGUUCCCCAGCGGGUAUCCCUACACUGCACCCACGGUGCGGUUCCUGACCCCCUGCUACCACCCCAACGUCGACACCCAAGGCAACAUCUGCCUCGACAUCCUCAAGGACAAGUGGUCGGCCCUCUACGACGUCCGCACCAUCCUGCUCUCCAUCCAGAGCCUGCUGGCAGAGCCGAACAUCGAGAGCCCCCUGAACACACAUGCUGCCGAGCUCUGGAAGAACCAAACCGCCUACAAGAAGUACGUGCGGGAGACGUACGCAAAGCAGACCCACAGCCAGGACAACUGACUGGCACCACCACAUCCCCCGGUGUCCCCCCGCCCCUGCCCAGCCGCUGCCCCGGCUUCUGUAUCAUAGGCUAUUAUUAAAUUAAUUUCGCAGUCUGAGCCACGGUUAAUGUAUAAAUAAAUGCAUGUUAAUAA
This is a messenger RNA of Strigops habroptila (Kakapo), 1267 nucleotides long. It is a transcript of the gene UBE2C, whose product is annotated as ubiquitin conjugating enzyme E2 C. The transcript has 6 exons. Lineage: Eukaryota; Metazoa; Chordata; Aves; Psittaciformes; Psittacidae. The coding region runs from base 606 to 1133 and encodes 175 amino acids. The record is from RefSeq and is a predicted model, not a curated record.